UUGUUUCUUGAGAGUCACAGCCAGCAUAUGGAAUCAAGAAAUAAAACAAGAAUUUCAGAAUUUUUACUUCUGGGAUUUUCAGAGGAACAAGGAAUAAAGCCCCUCAUAUUUGGACUUUUCCUUUCCAUGUACCUGGUCACCGUCUUUGGAAACCUGCUCAUCAUCCUGGCUGUCAGCUCAGAUCCCCACCUCCACACCCCCAUGUACUUCUUCCUCUCCAACCUGUCCUUUGUAGACAUCUGUUUCACCAUUACCACCAUCCCAAAGAUGCUGUGGAACAUCCAGUCACAGAACAAAGCCAUAACCUAUGAAGGCUGCAUUAUUCAGAUGUAUUUUUUCAUACUCUUUGUAUGUUUGGAUGACUUCCUCCUGACCGUGAUGGCCUAUGACCGUUUUGUGGCCAUCUGUCAUCCCCUGCACUACAUGGUCAUCAUGAACUCCCAGCUCUGUGGACUGCUUGUGUUGGUGUCCUGGGUGAUGAGUGCUCUGAAUUCCUUGUUACAAAGCUUAAUGGUAUUGCGGCUGUCCUUUUGUACAGACUUGGAAAUUCCCCACUUUUUCUGUGAAAUUAAUCAGAUGGUCCGACUUGCCUGUUCUGAUACAUUUUUUAAUGACAUGUUGUUUUAUUUUGCAGCUGGCGUGUUUGGUUUUUUAACCCUCACUGGAAUUCUUUACUCAUAUUCUAAGAUAGUUUCCUCCAUAAGAGGAAUCUCAUCAGCUCAAGGGAAGUAUAAAGCAUUUUCCACCUGUGCAUCUCAUCUUUCAAUGGUCUGCUUAUUUUAUUGUACAAGCCUAGGAGUGUACCUUAGCUCUGCUGCUACCCAAAGCUUACACUCAAGUGCAACAGCCUCAGUGAUGUACACUGUGGUCACACCCAUGCUGAACCCCUUCAUCUACAGUCUGAGGAACAAAGAUAUAAAGAGUGCUCUGGAAAGAAUCAUUGAAAUGGCAGCUACAAAAGGUCCAACUGUUUUGGGGCUGAAGUAG
Messenger RNA from Cervus elaphus (red deer), 987 nucleotides. RefSeq names its product olfactory receptor-like protein OLF4. Gene Ontology annotation, cellular component: membrane. The coding region runs from base 28 to 987 and encodes 319 amino acids. Gene Ontology annotation, biological process: G protein-coupled receptor signaling pathway. Gene Ontology annotation, molecular function: olfactory receptor activity; G protein-coupled receptor activity. Lineage: Eukaryota; Metazoa; Chordata; Mammalia; Artiodactyla; Cervidae. The transcript has 2 exons. The record is from RefSeq and is a predicted model, not a curated record.